Molecule: messenger RNA, 1077 nt
Organism: Drosophila busckii
Lineage: Eukaryota; Metazoa; Arthropoda; Insecta; Diptera; Drosophilidae
Product: farnesol dehydrogenase
Exons: 2
Coding region: 68-817 (249 amino acids)
Source: RefSeq, a predicted model, not a curated record
CGCCACUCAAACUGAAACCGCAGCGACAGCGACUGAGCGACUGAGCGACUAAGCGACUGAGAGAAAAAUGGAACGCUGGCAAAAUCGUGUAGCUGUUGUAACUGGCGCCAGUUCGGGCAUUGGUGCGGCCUGUGCCAAGCUGCUGGUGGCCGCUGGAUUGCAGGUCGUUGGCCUGGCACGUCGCACGGAGCGUCUGGAGCAGCUGCGCCAAUCGCUGCCCGCUGAGCAGCAGCAGCGUUUCCAUCAGCGCACCUGCGACGUCUCGGCGGAGGCGCAAGUGAGCGCCGCCUUUGAGUGGAUCGAACAGACGCUGGGGGGCUGCGAUGUGCUGAUCAAUAAUGCGGGCAUCCUGCGUGAUGGGCAUUUGAUUGACAUGCCGCUACAGGAUAUUAAGGAUGUGCUGCAGACGAAUCUAAUGGGCAGCAUAGUGUGCACCAAGCUGGCAGCGCAGAGCAUGAAGCGUCGCCAAAUGGCCGGACAUUUGUUUUUCAUCAACAGCACAGCGGGCCUGGCGGGCUACAAUCCCGGCCAUGUGGAUCCCAGUCUCAACAUUUAUACGCCCAGCAAAUUUGCGCUAACUGCAGUGCAUGAAAUCUGUCGACAGGAGUUGAUAACACAGCAGCUAAAGAUUAAGACGACAAGCAUUAUGCCCGGUUGGGUCUCCACUGAGAUUGUGCCGGAUGAAACGAAGCAGCAGCUGGGCGAGGUUAUACUGCAGGCCAACGAUGUAGCCCAAGCAGUGCUCUAUGCUCUCUCCACGCCGCCACAUGCUCAGGUGCAGGAGAUAACGCUGCGAGCCGUUGGCGAAUGGUACUAACUGAAGCGCGCUCUCUUUCACUCACUCCCACUCCCACUCCCACUCUCUCACUCUCUUGUAUAAACAUAAACUGUUUGGCAAUCAACAGCUAAUAACAAUCAACCACACACAAAAGUCAGCAGCAAGCCACAAGCAUUUUUGUUAAUUUGCUGCUUUUGUUUUUUUAUGCGUUUUUUUUUUUUUUAUUAUUAUGAUUAUUGCUGCCUCGUUACAGUUUAACAAGCAGUGCACAAAUAAAUAAUUCAGUUAUUUUCUUUGCU